CGGUUUUAGACGCACCGCGGACACUGGCGCUGAUUGUUGUGCGGGAUUCAUUUUCACAUGGUUGUAGAGCGCAGACUGGAAUUUACCUUUGAUGAGAGAAGUUGUCAUUCUGAAUCAGUCGGUGAAGUUAUAAGUGAAGUGGGAUUUUGAAUUAGGUGUUGGACUUGCCCGGAAUUAAGAAAAAUAACAUUACUUUGUAGUAAACUAAACCACCUGGAUCUUAUAAUCUUAGUCAGAUUUGUUUAUAAAAGAAAAAAUGCUUGGAGUGAUAUGGGCACUUAGUGCCCUAUUAGCGUUUACGGAAGGACAAAGUAGUACGACAGUAGCUCCCCUGUCUUCAGCUGUCUAUACUGUGAUAGCACCUGCAAAGCUGCGACCAAAUAUUCCUUUCCAUGUGAGUGCGUCUGUCCAUAAUCUUCCUGCACCACUAGAUUUGAAAAUUACAAUCGAAGGACCAGCUGAUAAUGGCCAAUACAACACAAUAGGAAAACAAAUUACUCUAAAUUCUGGUGAAACACAGAUCCUGAAUUUUGAGAUUGGUGAAUGGAGCUCUGGAAAUUACAGUCUAAUUGUGGAAGGCGAUGGUGGACUAAAAUUCAGAAAUCAAACAGUCUUGACUUAUGAACAUAAAAGCUAUUCUGUCUUCAUUCAAACAGACAAAGCCAUUUACAAGCCUGGACAAUUAGUGCAAUUCAGAGUGCUUGUUGUUAAUCCACAUCUUUUGCCUUCUGUAACUGGUGCAAUAAACAUGUAUAUUACUGAUGCAAGUGGUAAUAGAAUAAAACAAUGGGGAAAAGUUUUUACCACAAAAGGUAUUGCAUCGGCUGAGUUAUUGUUAUCUGAUCAACCAGUUUUAGGAGAUUGGACUAUUAAUGUCGACAUUUUGGGUCAAAUGUUUAAGAAAACUUUCACAGUGGCUGAAUAUGUCUUACCCAAUUUUGAAGUUCAAAUUGCCCUACCACCUUAUGUUACUUACAAUAAACCAGAUUUUGUUGCAACUGUAUCUGCAAAGUACACAUACGGAAAACCUGUAAAAGGCCAUGUCAAACUUCUUGUCAAGCCUUCCUUGAGAUUUGGAUACUUAGCAAAUGAAAAUAAGCCUGCUGUAACUGAAGCUGAGAUUGAUGGUUCUGUGGACAUUCCAAUAAAUUUAGCCCGUGAUUUAGGUUUGAAGGAAGAUACAAUGGCUUUAGAAAUUGAUGUGAUUGCUGAAGUAGAAGAAUAUUUAACUAAACGAAAAUAUAAUGCCACAAAUAUACUUAAAGUAUAUGACAGAGAUAUUAAAGUAGAAAUGGUGAAAUCUUCAGAAUCUUUCAAACCAGGCUUGAAAUAUACUGCACAUCUUAAAGUAUGCUAUCAAGAUGAUACUCCUGUUGUGGUUACAAACGGUGAUCAAAUUGUGUUGAAAUAUGGAUACACUUAUGAUGAGCGCCAGUGGGACUCUCGUCGAAUUGCAGUGCCCAACAAUGGUUUGCUUAGUGUGGAUUUCUAUCCCCCCGUCAACACCAAUGCAUCUUCCUUAAGCAUGAAUGCUGAAUUUAGAGGAUUCGAUUACAAUCUUGAUAAUGUUGAAGCAGCAAUGUCACCAAGUAACAGCUUCAUUCAAGUGCUGUUGAGAACUGAAAACCCAACUGUUGAUAAAGAAGUUGAGUUGGAAGUGAAUGCUACGGAACCUUUAUCUCAACUUGUAUAUGAGGUUUUAGGACGUGGAGACAUUGUGUUGGCUGGUGCUAUUGAUGUUCCUAAUGUUAAAACCUACAGAUUCUACAUACCUGUUACUCACAAAAUGGCGCCCAAAGCAAGGAUUGUUGUUUUUUAUGUUAGACCUGAAAAUAAUGAAAUUGUCGCUGAUGCUGUGAAUUUUGAUGUAUCUGGAACAUUCAGAACUCCGGUCAGUAUCAAUACUAAUGUUAAAGAAACAAAGCCUGGUGCUCCAGUCAAUGUGACUGUUGCAACUAAACCAAAUGCCCUUGUUGGUCUCCUUGGAAUUGACCAAAGUGUUUUAUUACUCAAAUCUGGCAAUGACAUUACUCAGAAUGAUGUCAUUACUGAAUUAGAAACCUAUGAUGGAGGAAAAAAGAGGUAUCAAUAUGGUCCAUAUUAUCGCAAAAAGAGAUCUUUGUGGUGGCCUGGAUCUGCAACUGCUCAUGAUGUAUUUGAUGACUCUGGUGUUGUAGUUUUGACUAAUGGUCUUGUAUACCGCUACAUCCAAUUAAUUAUGUACAGAUCUUAUUCAGGAGCAAUAGAAGAUGAGUUAAAUGCUGUUGACACAAUGCUUUAUGAUCAUGGCAAUGGAAAAGGAUCUAAACCGAGAGUUCGAAAACAUUUCCCUGAAACUUGGAUAUGGGAUCUCUUGCCUGCUGGAAAUGAUGGCAAAUUAUCACUUGUGAAGAAUAUCCCAGACACCAUCACAUCAUGGGUAAUCAGUGCUUUUGCUAUGGAUCCUGUUAAUGGUUUAGGAAUUGCACCAGAUACUGCAAAGGUCACUGUGUUUAGACCAUUUUUUGUCAAACUAAACCUGCCAUACUCAGUUGUCAGAGGAGAAUCAUUGUAUUUAGAAGCCAUUGUUUUCAACUACAACAAAAAACCUAUGAAGGCUGUUGUUACAUUGGAAAAUAAAAAUGAUGAUUUCGAAUUUACAGUAGCUGGAAAUGAAAUUGGUGAGGCUUAUGAUAAGAUGUCAAAGUCAGUUGAGGUACCUGCUGAAGAUGGUGUGUCUGUAAUGUUCUUAAUUACACCAAAAAGUCUUGGUUACAUUGAUAUUAAAGUUUCUGCUGUUGCUAAUAAUGCUGGUGAUGCAGUGGUUAGGAAGCUUCUAGUAAAACCUGAAGGAGCUCCUCAAUACUUUAAUAAGGCUAUUUUGGUGGACUUGAGAGAUACCAAUUCAAAGAAAUUUGAGGAAACUGUUGAAAUUUCUAUACCAGAAGAGGCUGUGCCUGGAUCGGGAAAAGUAUCUCUCUCUGCAAUUGGAGAUUUGUUAGGUCCUACUGUUAAUAAUUUAGAUAAACUGCUUAGAAUGCCUCAAGGCUGUGGUGAACAAAAUAUGUUGAAUUUUGUACCGAACAUUGUCAUUACUAAAUACUUAAAACGAGUUAACAGAUUGACUCCUACAAUCCAGAAGAAAUCACUGAAUUUUAUGGAAAGUGGAUACCAAAGAGAGUUGACAUACAGAAGAAAUGAUGGUUCUUUUAGUGCUUUUGGAAAUAAUGACAAAAAUGGAAGCACAUGGCUUACAGCAUUUGUUGUUCGAUCAUUCCAUCAGGCUAAAGAAUUUAUGGAAAUUGAUGAUGGUGUAAUGACUUCUGCAUUAGAAUGGUUGUCCAGACAGCAAAAAUCUGAUGGUUCAUUUGAUGAACCAGGAGAAAUUCAUCAUAAAGCAAUGCAGGGAGGUUCUGGAAGCAAGAGUGCCUUAACGGCAUACGUUCUUCUUGCUUUCUUAGAAAAUCAGGCGCAAAAAACUUUUGCUCAAGAAAUGGACAAAGCUACAAAGUACCUUUUGAGAGAAUUGAAAAACUCUCAGGACCCUUAUUUUGUGUCUAUUGUUACAUAUGCAUUCCAUUUAUCUGAGCAUGAGGAGAAAGAUACAGCUCUUCAGAAACUGCUGAGUUUAUCAACAAGAGGAGUUGAUACCAUCCACUGGCAAAAACCAAAGGACAACUCUAUGCCUUACUACGAACCUCAAUCCCAAGAUGUAGAGAUGACUGCUUAUGCCUUGUUGACAUACUCUGUGCGAGGAGAUGUUGCCGGAGCCUUACCCAUUCUUAGGUGGAUGAUCUCCCAACAAAAUGAAUAUGGAGGAUACUCUUCCACUCAGGACACAGUCGUUGGUAUCCAAGCCUUGGCUUCUUUGGGCGUCAGACUCGCUUCAGCUUCAAUAUCUAUUAACAUCUCUUACAACUUCAAUGAUAUGCAGAAAACAUUAAGCAUUAAUUCUGAUAAUGCCAUGGUGCUUCAGAAUGUUAUUUUACCUUCUGAUGUCAGAUCUGUUGCUCUUCAAGCUGAAGGUUUUGGAGUUGGUCUAGUUCAGGUCACAUGGUCAUACAAUGUUGCUGUUACUGAUGUCACUCCCGCUUUCUCAUUAAAACCUGUUUUGGGCAAAGCCUCCACCGAUGAUUACAUGGAGCUAGAUAUUUGCACUCGCUACAAAGAGAGUGGAGCUAGUAAUAUGGCUGUAAUGGAAGUUGGUCUUCCUUCUGGAUUUGAGGCUGAUACAGAAAUUUUACCCAUGAUAAAGAAUUUAGACAAAAUAAAGAGAGUUGAAACAAAUGAGGGUGAUACCAAUGUUGUCAUAUACUUUGACAGGAUUGACAAUGAAGAAGUCUGUGUUCAUGUCCCUGCUUUCAGAAGUCACAAAGUAGCCAAUCCUAAACCUGUGCCUGUUAAAGUGUAUGAUUAUUAUGAUUUAUCCAAAAGUGCCAGAAUGUUUUAUGAACCAAAGUCUGUUACACUGUGCGAAGUCUGCGAGGGUGAAGAUUGUGGCAGUAAAUGCAACGAGCUUACAGAUGGUGUAAAUGCAUCUUCAACACCCAUAUACAACUUAUUCCUGAUUGCAUUGGCAGCUAUGUUUACCUUUCAAAUUGCAAGAGCUAAUUAUUGAGGAGGUGAUUAAAUUGUUGACUUGAGCCAUACAGCUGCAAUAAUGGCAAAGCUUUUUUUAGCUAGAGUGGGAUGUGUGUAUGAUCUGAUAUGGUGAUAUUUUUUGUAUAGUUACAUAACGACAGUGCCUACCGAGGAACUAAUAACUUCGGAUUUUAUGAAAGUUUAGCUAUCGUCAAACUAUUGAUAGAACUAUGAAAAAGCUCAGUGCUUGGUCAUUAACUUGUGGAUUGUCAUCACUACUGUUUUUAUCGAGUUUUCUUUAGAGUUCAUAAUACCUAAUGCUAACAUUCCAUACUUUGUGUUAGAUCUUGGAAUAUUUCAUGUGUGUUGUCUGAUUUUCUUUUGCAAUUAAGAUAAUUUAUUCAUAUUUUUUUAAAAAUAACUAUUGCAUUCAUCAGCAUUUGUUUUUGUUAUAAACCUUGAGUUAUUACUCUGGUGCAUUUUGAUCUUAAAUAUUUUUAUAAUUUAAAUCUUUUUAUUAUUUAAAGUUAAAAGGUAAAUAAUCAUUUGUUGAUCGGCUUUCUCUAGUCAUCCGUGCAUAUUUUGACACCAGACAAAUAAAUCAAGGUUUAGUUUUUCUUAGAUAUUUUGUGAAAUUUAAUUUUAAAAUAGGCAGUUUUAUUAAGUAUUCUACAUCUGGAAUUCAGCCAAAUUUUUUAAAAUAUAGAUGCAAUUAAAAAUUUAUGUUAAAUCUGAUUUUAAAUCAACAUAAUAUAUUUUUCUAGAAAAAUUGUUAAUUUAUGCCAAUGAACUUCAAUCAUAGAAAGUUUUAAUCCUAAAAACUGAAAUUUUAAAUUGUUGUAUUGUACUGGAAUUUUUAAAAAUUACAUUCUUGUACAUAGCUUAUGUGCAAUCUCCCAAUUUUUGUACUUUAUUAUUCUUGGGAAUUUUAAGCAAAAGCCUGUACAAUGUCCUUUCUUUUUUAAGCAUUAAAUGUAUGACUUUUAUAAGAAGACAUUGAAUAUAUUUUAGCUUGUCAUUUUCUUUUAAUAGUCAAGGUUUUCUUAUUCUAAAAAUAAUACUAAUUGUUGCAAACAGAAUACAGUAUGCUGCAAACAAAACCAAUGUUAUUGAAAACAUAACUUUUAAAUAUCAAUAAACAGUUUGUGGGACUAUUUGGCAGCUUUAUUUGUAGAGACAAAUUUCACUUAUUUUCCAUUUUAGUGUAGAUGAAUGUGCAAAUGAUUAAGAUGAGCUAUAUCAUUGUCAUCUUCAACUGUGAUAAACUAAAAACCCUUAUUUUCAUACUCAAAUAUCAAACUGUUUCAAUAUAAAUUUAAAA
This is a messenger RNA of Parasteatoda tepidariorum (common house spider), 5881 nucleotides long. Its product is annotated as CD109 antigen. The record is from RefSeq and is a predicted model, not a curated record. Gene Ontology annotation, molecular function: endopeptidase inhibitor activity. Lineage: Eukaryota; Metazoa; Arthropoda; Arachnida; Araneae; Theridiidae. Gene Ontology annotation, cellular component: extracellular region.